AUGUCGAACUUUAUAGCUCCAGAAAUUAAAAAAUUUGUGGCUUGGGACUAUGUUGUUUUUGCUCUACUAUUUUUAGUAUGUGCUAGCAUUGGAGUCUUUUUUGCAAUUAAAGAGAGGAAAAAGAAAACUUCAAAGGAAUUUUUGGUGGGCGGUAAGCAGAUGUCAUAUGGACCAAUAGCUUUCUCUCUCACGUCCAGUUUCAUGUCAGCAGUAACAGUUCUGGGGACACCCUCUGAAGUUUACCGCUACGGGGCAUCCUUUGUUCUUUUCUUUCUUUCAUAUACCAUUGUCAUCAUUUUUACUGCUGAGCUUUUUCUACCUGUAUUUUACCGAUCUGGCAUUACAAGCACUUAUGAGUAUUUGGAGUUAAGAUUUAACAAGAUCGUCCGUCUUGCUGCAACACUGAUCUACAUCCUGCAGACGAUCCUUUACACAGGAAUAGUGGUUUAUGCUCCAUCACUGGCUCUCAACCAAGUCACUGGAUUUGAUCUCUGGGGCUCUGUUGUUGCGACAGGAAUUGUCUGCACUUUCUACUGCACUCUGGGAGGAUUAAAAGCUGUUGUCUGGACUGAUGCAUUUCAAAUGGUGGUUAUGGUGCUUGGCUUCGUAACGGUCUUGAUUCGAGGAACUAUUCUGAGCGGUGGAUCAACCAAGGUCUGGGAAGAUGCCUAUGAAGGAUCACGACUAAGCAUAUUUGACUUUGAUGUAGAUCCUUUAAGACGACAUACCUUUUGGACAAUUGUUGUUGGCGGAGCAUUUACUUGGCUGGGACUCUAUGGAGUUAAUCAGUCCACAAUACAGAGAUGCAUUUCCUGCAAAUCCGAGAAGCACGCUAAGGUAGCACUUUACCUGAAUUUAUUGGGACUUUGGAUAGUCCUGGUGUGUGCAGUAUUUUGUGGUUUAGUGAUGUACUCUCAUUACAAGAAUUGUGACCCUUGGACUGCUGGUUUCAUUUCAGCUCCUGAUCAGCUCAUGCCAUAUUUUGUUAUGGACAUUUUUUCUUCCAUGCCGGGAGUCCCAGGACUAUUUGUUGCCUGUGCAUUCAGCGGAACGCUGAGCACAGUGGCGGCAAGCAUCAACGCUUUAGCAACUGUUACCUUUGAAGACUUGGUCAAGCAGUGUUUCCCAAACCUCUCUGAGAAGAGGAGCACAUGGAUCAGCAAAGGUUUAUGUAUAUUAUAUGGCGCCCUGUGCACUUCAAUGGCUGCAGCAGCAUCACUGCUGGGAGGAAUCGUGCAGGCUGCACUCUCCAUUCAUGGGAUGUGCGGGGGUCCCAUGCUGGGAUUAUUUACCCUGGGAAUUGUCUUUCCUUGUGUUAACUGGAAGGGCGCUAUCGGUGGCCUCCUAACAGGGAUCACCUUGGCCUUCUGGGCUGGCAUCGGCUCUUUCAUUUAUCCCGCGCCGCCCACCAAGACCCUUCCCCUGGAGCUGUCGACUCUCAACUGCACGCUGGCAAACACUACGAGCCUGCUGACCACAGUGGCCCCCACAGCAGCUGCCGACAGGCCGCUGCUGGCAGACACUUGGUACUCCCUGUCCUACCUCUACUUCAGUGCCAUUGGCUGCCUGGGCUGCGCCAUCACAGGGCUGCUGAUCAGCUUUGUAACAGGCCCCACCAGAGGAGAAGACAUCCCCCCGGUGCUAAUUAAGCCGGUCUGCAACCUGUUUUGCUUUUGGUCUGAAAGGCUCAAAACGUUGCUGUGGUGUGGCGUGCAGCACGACAGCCAGGAUGUGGAUUUUGAAAAAAAUCUUCCUACAGUUACACCAAAUAAAACUGGAACAGAAGAUAUCACCUUCAAGAAUAGUGUCAAUGAAGAAAACAGAAACCAAUUACCUGGUUAUAAUCCUGAAGAAAAAUCCUAUACUAAUAUGAGCAGAGAAUCUCGUCUCUAGAAGCGGAGGAACAAGGGACAUUUAAUCAGACUUUAUUUCUCCAGCUUCAGAAAUGAAGAGCUCUUUAUAUUGCAUUUACCAGCUUAUAGAUGACCAAGAGAGAACAAUUGCUCUCUAUAGCAAUAAAGGCCAGAUUUUUAUGAAUUUCAUGACAGAACUGGGAAAUCAUAAAACAAUAGGGUUUUGGAAGCACUGCUAUUUCAGAAGAAAUGUUUCAUGAAUCUUUUCAUGGAAACUCCUACUAGGAAGUAGCUGCGAUACGUCUAUACCACAUUCUCUGUUCACUAACUAGUCAUUGAAGGGAAACGUGCAAAGGUGAACUUGUGAUAAAACAAGACUUCAGAUAAGCUUUUAGGGUCUCUCACUAAGGUGAGACUGUGAACUGCCCUCUGAUGGAGGGCAUGCUCUCUCCACGGCUGAUGGAGAGAGCCCAGGGGAAAGGAUGGAGGUUAAGCUGACCUAGAAUGUGCCUAUUCUUAUGUAUUACAAAAAGCCUCCUCACAGGAACGUUGUAUAGACCAGACUGGUCUUUUGUUGACUGAGUUAAUCGUGCUUGCUUCCUCUGUGGAACAAAUGUGUCUUUAUAAUGUCUUAUUCAAAGCUAUAGAAGAGGGUAACAAAUUUUACUUCAAAUCCAGGAUUGUUCUUUAUCCAUAUUAGUCUUGGAAAGACAUCCUUUCAGCUUGAAAAGAUUAUCUUCAGGCUUUUUGUUUGGUUGAAUGUUUGUAUAUCUGUUUUUUUUUUCGUUUGUUUUUUUUUUAAGCUGCAGAAUCCAUUUACUAACU
This is a messenger RNA of Cygnus olor (mute swan), 2678 nucleotides long. RefSeq names its product solute carrier family 5 member 12 (gene SLC5A12). Gene Ontology annotation, biological process: sodium ion transport; transmembrane transport. Gene Ontology annotation, cellular component: membrane. NCBI's taxonomy places the organism in Eukaryota, Metazoa, Chordata, Aves, Anseriformes, Anatidae. Gene Ontology annotation, molecular function: symporter activity; lactate transmembrane transporter activity. Bases 1 to 1893 code for a protein of 630 amino acids. The transcript is spliced from 15 exons. The record is from RefSeq and is a predicted model, not a curated record.